AUGGCACCUUUACGUCGUCAAACGAAGCCGAUUGCUCGAGGGAGAGAAGGAGGUGCUCCCAUGUUGGAUGCUGGAGAGCUUCACAUUCGACAAGAGAAUAGGGACGACGAAGACGAGGAGACCCGACGACGCCGGUUCAGAUUUGGCAAUAACCGAAACAAUAAUGACGGGGACGGGGACGGUGACAGCAAUCGAAACGGCAGAUUUGGCGGGGGAAAUCGCGGCGGUAAUAACGACGACAACGACGAUAACAACGGUGGUAAAUCUGGCAACAACAGAGGAGGCAACAACAGAAACAACAGAUUUGGCGGGAAUCGAGGUAAUAAUAGAGGGGGCAAUAACAAUAAUAACGGCAAUGAUAACGGCGAUGAUGACAACGACGGCGGUAACGGAGGUAACCGGAAUGGCGGCAACGGAAACAGACGAUUCAGAGGCGGAUUCAGAAAUCGAAUUGGGAAUGGAAAUGGGAACGGGAAUGGGAACGGGAAUGGGAACGGGAAUGGUAACAACGGGAAUGAUAACAACGGAAACGAUGACUCUAACCCGCCAGAGGACUCUCCCGAAGCAGACCCUUCCGUGACACCGCCGCCCUCGGGGGACUCCCCGCCGACCGAACCGCCCCCGGCCGAGGUGCCAGCCGAAGAUGCCCCAGCCGAAGAUGCCCCAGCCGAAGAUGUACCAGUCGAAGAUGUGCCAGUUGAAUCUGUCCCGUCUGCAGAUUUUGCAGCAGAGCCCGUACCGGCCGAGCCGGCACCAGCUGAGCCGGCACCGGUUGAGCCUUCGCCGCCAGAAGCCACACUUGUCGAGGUUGUUCCUCCCGAAGCAACACCUGCGCCAAGCCCUCCUCCAAUAUCAGGAGAUCCUGGAGCUCCGCCCAACCCAGGCGUCAUCGUUCUACAGUCCCAAAUACAAGCAACGCCAACAGUAGAAGCGGUGCCGACUGUGACUGACUUUGUACCUGUCGAAACGGCAACCAACCUGGAUGGGACCACCGGACUUUUGACAGAAAUUAUCGGAAACGGCUCGCGGUCAGACGGAGCUGUUCCCUUCCCCACGGAUCCAACACCAACGUCGCUUCCAGUGCCUGAUAUUGUAAACCUUCCUGGAGGUGAUCGAGAUGCUUCUGGGCCCACCAGCACUGUUAUUCCCGAUGAUAGCAACCGCAUUGAGGCUCCUCAGGGAGGUAUGGAUCCGACCGCGGAGAGAGUCCUGAUCUCUGUGGGAUCCAUUGGAGCGUUUGUCUUGAUCUGCUUUAUCGUUUGGAUGGCACGAAGAGCAAUGAAAAAAUCCCGACUAUCCAACAGUGUGGCCAGUGCAGGAUCUGGCGGAGGGCUACCAUUCUUUGGACGCAAGAACUCGCACAAGUCGGCGCCUUCUACUGUCACUCUUUCCCCCCCUCCAAAAUACCGCGAGAAGGAGGGGGUCCCUGAGGUCCCGCAAGUAGGGGAAUAUUAUCCUCCAGAGAAGACAAAAGAAGAACCACAGCCUUCAUUGCAGCCUCCGCCAACGCAGGUCCAGCAGCAGGUAGCCGAACCACAAGUUCUCCAAGCCGCCUUACCUUUGCAGCAGCAACAACAGCAGCAACAACAGCAACCGCAACUGCCACUUCUUCAAACUUCAUUCCCUGCCCACCAACCGCAGGUGCCUUUCCCCAACUAUUAUCAACCAACAUACAAUGCCGACAUGACGUAUGAUCCGACAAACGCCUUCAAUAUCAUGCCUCCAAAUCUACGGUAUUCUCAUCAGCAACAAGAGUCCUUUAGUUCCACUAAUGCGGCCCAAUUUGGGGCAUUCAUGGUUCGCACCGAUCACGCAAACGUAACUUAUCCAAACGGAGUCUCGCCAAUCACCACGUACUACACCCCGUCGCCAACUGCGCAGCAGUCACAACAGCCGCAACAGCCGCAGCAACUCCCGGUGCCUUAUAAUCUUGUCUAUCAGGAAGCUGGUCGGAGAUCACUAGUGUCGUCUCUCUCAUCAGGAUUUGGCGAUGGUGCUGAGAUUGUAACAUCUGCCACCCUCCUUGCGCCACCACCGCCAGCAGCCACAGCUACCAGGUCGUCUAGCCAUUAUUCAACCAGGUUUUCAUAUGUAUCACCAGUGCAGCAACAACCGCCGCCAUUGCCACAGCAACCACAAGGCCAGAGAGAUACCGUGUACACACAAGCGAGCGAGGACCAACCCACUCGGUUCAGAUCGUUGAACUCGUGGGUAGAGCAGCAGACGGGACGAAUCGUACGAACACAAGAGCGAGACCCGACCUGGCAAAUGCAACAGGAACAGAUGCCUGGGCACCCGGGGAUUCCUGGGAUUCACAACCCGCCGGACGAGCAAAACUUUGGAAUGAUGAUGCAAGACGAUGAGGUGCCGAGAAGGGUGGAGAGUGCGCUGGCGAGCAUGAGCCCGACGGAGAGGAGCAGGCUAGUAGGGCCUUGA
Podospora pseudocomata is the source of this 2436-nucleotide messenger RNA. RefSeq lists its product as uncharacterized. The record is from RefSeq and is a predicted model, not a curated record. The transcript has 5 exons. Lineage: Eukaryota; Fungi; Ascomycota; Sordariomycetes; Sordariales; Podosporaceae. The coding region runs from base 1 to 2436 and encodes 811 amino acids.